Durusdinium trenchii is the source of this 2649-nucleotide messenger RNA. The record is from the annotation of a GenBank genome assembly. Lineage: Eukaryota; Dinophyceae; Suessiales; Symbiodiniaceae.
CCUAAACACAAUUCACCUCGCCCGCCAUGGGUCUAUUAAGAUCUGAGCCCAUGAAACAUGGAACGCUGGUGGUGCCCGUGGACCGUGCGCGUGAGUUUAUUGAUCUGAUAGGCAGAAAUACAAAGAUGCAGUUCGAGGACAUGAACGCCCGGGACAUGCAUCGCCCGUAUAAAAAGUACAUCCAAAGGAUAGAUGAAAUGGAGAGGAUCAUACGUUUUCUGGAGGAAGAGCUGACGAAGGUGCCUGGUGCAUCGCCGGUAAGGCACAAUGUGGAUGCUUUUUUGGACCACAGCGAUGAAUACAAGUUGGACGAUGUAGAGUCAAAACUACACAAGAUGCAUAAGGAGUUCAUCCAGUUCAAGGAGAACAAUGGGAAGCUCCUGGAGCGUCGGAACGCUGCACUGGAGGAGCGCUACGUGGUGCAGACCGCCAUGGCCUCCAUGGCACACGUGGCCUCCUCCCGGUCAGUGAGAAGUCCGGAGGAUCGCUUCGAGUUUGAGGCUUCCAGGUCCUUACUGGACGAAGAGGGAGGCACAUCUCGUCGAAGCCUCGAGACGAUGUUCAGCAACAUUGCAGGGGUGAUCCAUCAAGAAGAGCAGGACCGCUUUGCCCGCAUGCUUUUCAGAGCCACACGAGGCAAUACCUUCACCCACUUUCAGCAGAUAUUUGAGCCGAUGCGAGACCCAAAGACAGGUCGGCAAGUGCACAAGUCGGUAUUUGUGAUCUAUUUCCAAGAUCAUCGCAUGGGAUCUUCCGUGUCUGCAAUGAGCGAGAAGAUCAACAAGAUUUGCAGCUCCUUUGGGGUGAAUACUUAUCGAUGGCCCAGCAGCCGAAGUGCCGCAGAAGAGAUGGCGACAAAAUUGAAGGCGCAGGUGGAGGACCAAGAAAAGCUGUUGAAAGCCCAUGAGCACUUCGUGAAGAGCGAGGCUGCCUCCUUGCUGGAACCCGUGGACCGAAAUAGAGACUCCCUCAUUGAAGAGUGGAGGCUGUUCUGCAUCAAGGAGAAGUCCAUCUAUGCAACAUUAAACCUUUUCGAAGGCAACAUGAAUUUGAGGGCCAGCUGCUGGUAUCCUGAGGAGGACGAGGAUCGGAUCCGGGCAAUGUGCAUCCAGAACAGCUCAUCGCAGCAUGGACAUUCCAGUGCCAUGUUGGUGCCUGACAAGAUUCCUCCUCGGAAAUCACCGCCGACCUACAUAAGAGUCAAUGAGUUCACGGCCAUAUUUCAGGUUCUAGUGGACACCUAUGGGCUUCCGAGAUACCAAGAGGCCAACCCAGCGCUCUUUACAAUAGUGACAUUCCCAUUCCUUUUUGGCGUCAUGUAUGGCGACAUUGGACAUGGUCUAAUGCUGCUCUCGGUCGGACUUUAUGCAGUUUGGAAGUCGGACGAGUUGAAGUUCAGCUUUCCAGUGAUGCACGAAGGACGAUACAUCUUGCUGAUGAUGGGUAUUUUCGCAGUGUAUGCAGGCUUUCUGUACAACGACUUCUUCUCGAUUGGUCUGAGCCUUUUUGAGUCUCGCUGGACCCAGCCGGCCAUCUCCCCGGAGAAGAAGCCUGGAUCAGUGGUAGCGAUGCAGCCAACAUUUGACCAUGAGAAUCGAGGAGGGCCUGGUCCAUAUCCUUUUGGCCUAGAUCCUGCUUGGCACGGCGCACAGAAUGAGCUUGUGUUCUUGAAUUCCAUGAAGAUGAAGUUGGCAGUGGUCCUUGGGGUCACUCAAAUGCUGGUGGGUUUGUUUCUGCGCUUCAGCAAUGCCAUGUAUGAGAAAAACAAAGUCGACUUUGCGUGCGAAUGUGUACCAAUGAUGAUUUUCAUGAUUAGCUUCUUCGGUUUCAUGGAUUACAUGAUUCUCUACAAGUGGGUCACUCCUAUGGCGAACCCUCCCAGCAUCAUCAACUCCAUGAUCGCAAUGGCGAUGUGGUCGGAGGACUCCAACCCAAUGUUUGGUCAUAUCCUGCCGCAGAUACUUAUGGCGGUUUGUAUGUUGGCAGUCCCCUGGAUGCUGAUUCCCAAGCCCAUCAUCCUGAAUCGGCGACACCAGGUGCAGAAGAGACCAACCUCUCAGCGCUUCGGUGGCCCGGAUGGCAGAGGUGGGCAUAUGUCUUUAGAUGAGGAGUCUUUGCUUUCCGAGGAAGAGGAAGAGGAAGAGUUUGACCUCAUGGAGUGCGUAAUCCAUCAGGUUAUUGAGACCAUCGAAUAUGUCUUGGGCACUGUGUCUCAUACAGCAUCCUAUUUGCGUUUGUGGGCGCUGUCCUUGGCUCACCAACAGUUGUCUUUGGUCUUCUUUGGAAUGACUAUGCUGGGAGGAAUGUCUGCUCCGUUUCCGUUGAAUAUCUUCACCACGUACUUUGCCUUUGGCUCAUGGUUUGGUAUCACUGUUGGAGUCCUCUUGGGAAUGGAUGUCAUGGAGUGCUUCCUCCAUACUUUGAGACUUCACUGGGUGGAAUUCCAGAGCAAGUUCUACAAGGCUGAUGGAUAUGCCUUCGUUCCCUUCUGCCACAGGGAUAUCCUGCACAAAAAGACGGAUGAGUAGAAGUAACAGCUUGGACAGAGAACGCCAGUGCGUCAAGUGGUAGAGGCUCGAGUGGAUACAAAACGACCAGCUUGAAUACUUCCAGUGCAAUUGUGUCAGCAAGAUUUCAAGAAGUCAAAGC